ACACAUUAAUCCGCAAAUUUAUAUUGUUUAAAAUAACACUUGAUAUAUUUACGACCAUUUAACAAUCUGAGGCUAACAAUAUAAGACGAUGGCACGCUAGCCUGAAACAGGCCCGACGCGGGUGACGCGUCUGGCACAUGAAAAUGAAAGUGGGCAAACAUUAAUUUCUUAUCAACAACCCUUGACUUUCCAGCGCUCUGGCGAUAGCACCCACAGUUUAUUUUCAGAUUAUGGCUCCAGAAUCACUAGAUGCUGCGCAAAAAAAGCGCAAUCGCUUACCCUUUAAGCCGCCGCGACGCCAAUCUUCCAUUGCUGCAGAGGGGUCUUCCGCCGCCGCACCCAAGACAACGAAAUCCAAAUCAGCGACGAAAAAGUCUACGGCCUCAGCUACAGCUCGGCGAAAAUCGACGGCAAUGACGUCGAAGAAACGAAAAGCGCAGACCCUACCAGAGUCCGACGACGAGGACGACGAUGAUAAUAAUGCUUCAGAAGAUGGAUCUGGAUCAGAAUCAGGAGGACAUGAGCGCUCUGCGUCGCAGGAACCAGACUACAUUCUAGCAGAAAUUAUUACGAAUGAGAAGCCCCACAAUAUUGAAUCCGGCGAGCCUGCUAUCCCGCCAAAACUGCUUACAAAGCUCCUGCAUCAACAUUUCCAGAAUAAAAAAACCAAGAUUACGAAAGAUGCCAAUGAGGUUGUUGCGAAGUACAUGGAUAUAUUUGUGAGAGAGGCAUUGGCUCGGGCUGCAUAUGAACGAACUGAGGGAGGGGGAGGGAACUCGGCAAUAGAUGGAUUUCUCGAGGUUGAGGAUCUCGAGAAAUUGGCACCGCAAAUGACACUCGACUUUUAAAAAAGGCGAUUAGAUAACGAUUAUUAUGAGGCGUUAGGAAUUGAGGGAUUGUUAUAUAAGAUACCGGGUUGGGGAGUUUUACUUUAGUUCAGAAAUAAAAUAACAGAUGGAUCUGAGAAUUUUUUAAUAGCUGCUCUAGUAUGAGUAUGGAUGGCAGUGUUAAUCGUGAGACACUAUUUGGGACACACCUGAAUCGUCGUUAGUUUAGCAUACGUUGACCUAAAAUAAGAGAACCGAC
Molecule: messenger RNA, 1086 nt
Organism: Talaromyces proteolyticus
Lineage: Eukaryota; Fungi; Ascomycota; Eurotiomycetes; Eurotiales; Trichocomaceae
Product: CENP-S associating centromere protein X-domain-containing protein
Exons: 2
Coding region: 231-848 (205 amino acids)
Biological process (GO): DNA repair; resolution of meiotic recombination intermediates; replication fork processing
Cellular component (GO): Fanconi anaemia nuclear complex; FANCM-MHF complex
Source: RefSeq, a predicted model, not a curated record